GUGACUUUCCCCUCGUUGAUCUCGUGAACUUCUAGAGUGUGGUGGGGUUGAACAGUUUUGUGGAGUAUUUAUUCUCUCCAGAUCAGUCGUGUCUUUUAGUUAGACCCCCACGGUCCAGCGUUACUGGGACUUAAUCACAUAGAUUCUCCUCCCCCCGGUCUUGAACCAUGUCCCACAUUGAUAUCACCAAAGACCUGUCGGCCCUCUUCAACAAACAGGUUCUCGCGACCCCCGACGCCCCCGCCUUGGAAGACGGAGAGACUACCUAUACCUAUAAUGAGUUGGCACAGGAGGUGGACCGCCUGGCUCAACGCCUGCGCGAUUACGGUGUGAGUCGGGACAGCCUGGUGGGCGUCCUGCUGCCGCGGAGUGCCCACUAUGUCAUCGCCUGUCUGGCCGCUCUCCGUGCGGGAGGCGCCUUUCUGGUCCUCGAGCUGGCCUAUCCACCGGAUCUGUUAGCCGAUGUGUUGGCGGAUGCCACCCCCGCCGUCGUUCUCACCCACAAGGCGGAAGCGGCCAAGGUCGGUGGCAGCGCUCCCGUAAUCCUUCUUGACGAACCGCUGGCGGAAGUCAAUGGACAUGCGAAGGAAGCGUCCCCGCUGCCGGCGGACGAUGACCUCGACCGACUGGCCUUUGUGUCCUACUCCUCCGGCACCACGGGCAAGCCGAAGGGCAUCGCCAACCCCCACCGCGCCCCCGUGUAUUCCUACGACCUGAGAUUCACCGUCCAGGACCUCCACCCCGGCGAUCGCGUUGCCUGCAACGUCUUCUUCAUCUGGGAGAUCCUCCGCCCGCUCUUGCGGGGCGCCACCGUGGUGACAGUGCCCGACGAAAUCAGCUACGAUCCGGCGGCGCUGGUCGAUCUCCUGGAAUCCAAGCACAUUACCGAAACCUUGAUGACCCCCACCCUGUUGGCCACGGUCCUGGUCCGACACCCCCAUCUGGACACCCGUCUGCCCCAGCUCCGCACCUUGUGGCUCAACGGCGAGGUGGUCACCACCGAUCUCGGACGGCGGGCCACCAAGUGUCUGCCCAACACCCGCCUGCUAAAUUGCUACAGCACUUGCGAGACCCACGAGGUCGCCUGUGGCGACAUCCGGGAGAUGCUGACGAGCGACGCGCAGUACUGCCCCGUGGGACCGCCCCUGGACCCGGAGCGGACGUACAUUCUGGACCAGGAGGGUCAGCAGCUCCCCGUGGGAGUGAGUGGGGAGCUGUUUGUCGGAGGCCCGCUCCUCGCCCGGGAGUACCUCAACCUGCCCGAGGCCACCCGCAAGGCCAUCACUCCCGACCCCUUCGACCCGACCCCGGGAUCCCGGAUGUACCGCACCGGCGAUAAAGCCCGCAUUCUGGACUCGGGCUUCCUCGAGAUCACCGGGCGCGUGGGCGACAUGAUCAAGCUCCGCGGGUAUUCCGUCGUGCCCGCCAAGGUCGAAAACGAAAUCAUCAAGCGCCUGGCGGUCAGCAACUGCGCCGUGGUAGCCCACGGCGACGGCCUGGAAAAGGAGCUGGUGGCGUACGUGGUCCGCGACCGGGACGAGUCCGCCGAUCGGCCCCAGAUCGAGAUCAACCCGUCGGGCCACAGCCCCGUCGCCCGCCGCGCCCUGCUGCCGUACCUGGCGCAAUACAUGAUCCCCGCCCAGUGGGUGGAGUUGCACGAGCUGCCCACCCACGGGGUCUCGGGCAAGGUCGACCGCAAGGGCCUGCCGCCGCCGCGGAGUGCCAGCCCCACCGUCAACGGCGGAGAGGAGGCGGAGCGCGAUCCGAUCGGCCUCGACCAUAUCGCCGCCUUCUGGGCGGCCAGCUUGAAGACGUCACAGUCCCUCCUGCGGUGCGAAGACAACUUCUUCGACCUGGGCGGACACUCGCUGUCCAUCGCGGAUCUCGCUUCGCGGCUGACGCGAAACUUCGGCUUCACGGUCCCGAUCGCCCGUCUGGCCGAGAAUGCCACCCUGGACGGCCAUCUGCAGACCGUCCGCGCGGUGCGCGACGGACACACCGCGGCGGUGCAGGCCGAUCUCCCGGCCUUCCUGCGUGCCGACUCGACCCUCGACGAGGACAUCCGGCCCACCGAUGCCCGUAUCUGCUCCGUCACGGACGCCGACACCGUCCUGCUCACCGGUGUCACCGGAUACCUGGGCGCGUUCCUCCUCCACGAUCUGCUGGAGAGCACCACCGCUCGGAUCAUCUGUCUGGUCCGGUUCACGGACCCGGCGGGCGACGACCGAUCGGGUGGCGUGGCGCGCAUCCGCCGCAAUCUCCUGGACAUGGGCCUGUGGCGUGAUUCCAUCAUGGAGCGGGUGGAGGUUCUCCCGGGUAACCUGUCGCGACACCGGCUGGGCCUCUCGCGCGACUCGUUCGACGCGCUGGCGAGCCGCGUGCAAGUCAUCGUCCACGCCGCCGCAACGGUCAACCUCGUGUAUCCGUACGCCGCCCUGCGCACGGCCAACAUCGGCGGCACCAAGGAAAUCCUGCGCCUCGCUUCCCAAGGCGGCGCGACCGGCUGGACCGAGGACGCCAUGUUGGACGUGGACGAAGUCCCCACCAAGCUCCUCGACGGAUACGGACAGACCAAGUGGGUGGCAGAGCGGCUGGUCCUCGAGGCCGGCCGUCGCGGUCUCCCCGUGAAGGUCCACCGCGCGGGCACAAUCAGCGGGCACAGCCAGACGGGCGCGGCCAACGCGUGGGACCUGCUCUCCGCGCUUUUCGUCGAAUCCAUCAAACUGGGCUACGCCCCUGACGUCGACGGCUGGCGCGCGGAGAUGACCCCCGUCGACUUCGUCAGCAAGUCCAUCAUCCACCUCUCCGCCCAGACUCACGCCGAGACCACCGUCUUCCACCUCGGCGAUCCCAACCCCGUCAGCACGCGCUCCGUCUUCGACCACCUGGCCGAGCUCGGGUACCCCACGCAACGCCUAGGCUGGGAAGAGUGGGUCGCGCUGUGGACGGAGAAGCGCGGGUCCGUCAAAGGCGGCGAUGGCGCCUUCACAGUCGACAUCCUGCGCAGCGGCAUGCCCACCGUGGACUUCCUCAAGGGCAUCGUCGUACUCGACAACGCCGCCACGCGCCCCUUCCGCGCAGUCGUCGAACGCCCCAAGGUCGACAGCGUCCUGAUGGAGACCUACACCCGCCACUGGUUCGCCCGCGGCUGGCUCUCCAAGCCCCCGUCCCGCACCACCUCGCCCACCAUCCGCCCGCGCGGGCCCCUCAGCGGCCGCGUCGCCGUCAUAACCGGCGCGUCCUCCGGCAUCGGCGCAGCGGUCGCCAAAGCCCUCGCCAAAGAAGGCUGCCACGUCGCGCUGGGCGCCCGUCGCCUCGACGCCCUCAAAUCCAUCCAGCAGCAGGCCCAAUCCCACGGCGUGAAGGCCAUCAUCCGCGCCACGGACGUAACCAACAAGACCCAAGUCGAAGACCUCGUCCGCAGCGCCCGCAGCGAGCUCGGGCCCGUCGAUUACAUCAUCGCCUGCGCAGGCGUCAUGUACUUCACGCUCAUGGCGAACACGCAGACCGACGAAUGGGAGCGCACAGUUGACGUCAACUGCAAGGGUCUCCUCCACGCGCUGUCGUCCACCGUGCCAGACAUGCUCGCGCGCGGGUCCGGCCACGUCGUCGCCAUCUCCUCCGACGCAGGCCGCAAGGUGUUCCCCGGGCUGGGCGUCUACUCCGCCAGCAAGUUCUUCGUGGAGGCUACGCUGCAGGCGCUGCGUGUUGAGACCGCGGGCACCGGGCUGCGCGUUACGGCUGUCCAGCCGGGUAAUACGCAGACGGAUUUGCUGGGUAUGUCGACCGACGAGGAGGCUGUCAAGAAGUACGGAGGUGCCUCCGGGGCGCAGAUUCUGAGCCCGGAUGAUGUGGCGGGUGCGAUUGUUUAUGCGCUGCGCCAGCCGGCGCAUGUUUCUGUUAAUGAGGUGUUGAUUGAGCCGAGGGAUGAGCCUAUUUGA
Molecule: messenger RNA, 3941 nt
Organism: Aspergillus campestris IBT 28561
Lineage: Eukaryota; Fungi; Ascomycota; Eurotiomycetes; Eurotiales; Aspergillaceae
Product: non-ribosomal peptide synthetase
Exons: 2
Coding region: 168-3941 (1257 amino acids)
Source: RefSeq, a predicted model, not a curated record